Naegleria lovaniensis is the source of this 2685-nucleotide messenger RNA. RefSeq lists its product as uncharacterized. NCBI's taxonomy places the organism in Eukaryota, Heterolobosea, Eutetramitea, Acrasida, Naegleriidae. The record is from RefSeq and is a predicted model, not a curated record. Gene Ontology annotation, biological process: protein phosphorylation. Gene Ontology annotation, molecular function: ATP binding; protein kinase activity. The transcript has a single exon. The coding region runs from base 1 to 2685 and encodes 894 amino acids.
AUGAUGAAGGCUAAACGAGUAUUUGUUCAACCCAUUAUGAAACAACUCUUUGAGAACUUGGAUACCUCCGAUUCUCAAGAGCCACCAACUGCUGUCGGUUUUGGAGAUCAUCAACGAGCAUUUGGUGAUACUGGUAAUGGUGGUGAGCAAUCACCAUGUACUCCCACAGAAGGCCCUGGCUUUCAUUUCAAUGAUAACAUCUUCUCAACUCCAAAACUCUGUCCUCCUACUCCAACCAAAACUCCAGCUACAACCACUCUCAAACCCAAUACCAACACAAAAUCUUCAAGCCUUAAAACACCCUUGUUUGAUUCAGAGAGUGAGGAGAGUGAUAGCGGUGAUGAAAACAAGUUUGUCAUUCGCUCACCUGUUCACUUCAAGCAUCAUUCGGCUCAUCAAUCAUCAAGCAGACCCAAUCGGUUUAAGAUUCAACCCACACCAUCCAAGACUCCUUUCCAUAUCAACAACAAUAGAUCUCCACUUGCUCCUGUUUCUACCUUCACCACUACAAGUACUACUACUGCCAAUCCAAACAUGUUGUUUAUGGAACCAACACCGCCUUCUAUCAAACCUCAACAGCAUUCAAAAGCUCACCGUGACUUUUCUCUCAUAAGUCCCAUGGUCAAUAAGAAUUCUUCACACAAACAACAACAACACUCAUCAUCCUUUGCCAAUAGAAGCAAUGCAAAACCAAAUUUUGUACUAUUGGCUCAAAAGAAUGAUGAGGAUGAUGAUGAAUUGACACCUCCUGGUCUCAGUAAGAAGAGACCAUUUGAUGCCAUUCAAAGUCCUGUCAGCACAAAAAGUUCAACCAGUGGUUACAGCAGUGUGAGUAGUCAUCAUCAUAGUAGUGGAAAGCAUUCACUGUUGGGUGGCACUCCCAAUUUCAAUUUUGAUGAACAAACCAUGAUGCCUCCAUCUGCAAGCUCCUCUUCUUCUCCUGAUUCUAAAGUAGUUCCUCCUCCCUGUAAAAAAGUUACAAGUUAUAUGGAUUUGUCUGGUGACGAUUUUACUUCUCCAACAAACAACCAUAUUGCCACGCGUCCACCUCCAAGUACCAUCAAACAGAGUACUGCUGCCUCAACAGCUUCACCAAUGGCCUCAAUGAAUUGGUUUGCAAGUCCUACUGUUUCCAAUCAAGCUUUGGAAACUCCAAUUAUUGAGACAACACCUCCUUCACCCAUUCUUUUCAGCAAUUCAUCUUCUCAACAAGCAACAAGCUCGUUUUUUCAAAGUCUAGCCGAGUCCAAACGUCUGACCAAACACAAUCCUGCCACAUCUCCAAUCCUAGGAAAAUCCUCCACCACACCUCAAGAUAUUUUCCACUCUUGUAAAUCAGUAUCCGAUUUUGAUUAUGAUGCUAUUGUGGAUGGCUCAGAUGGAAUGCUCAGUGAUGACGACAAUGCAUCUCUGGAAGAUUUCAAUGAUAUGCAAAGUCAAAUGCAACCUUCCACACCACCUAGAGCUACUCUCUCUCAAACCACCUCUCCUUCCAUGUUAAAUAUUCAAUUGGUUCCAGGUCGCUUAAACGUCACUGAAGAAGUGCAUGAAAAUCCAUUUUCUCCUGAGCGUAAUUUUAAAAAGACAAAACCUGAAGAUGACUUCUUUUCCAUCAAUGAUGACAAGAAUACUUCUUCGUACCUUCAAGGCAGGCUCACCUCGACUGUGAAAAAAUCUUCUAAAAAGAAGAGACAAUCAGAAGUUACAGAUGCUUCACAUAAUGUGAGUGAAGUGGAUCCAAUUUUCGAAGUGUACUUUUCUAGAUAUUUGGAAGAGUUUGAAGAGCUAGGAGUUCUAGGAGAUGGAUGUUUUGGUAAGGUCACGAAAGCCAAGAAUAGAUUCGAUGGCAUGUGUUAUGCGAUCAAAACGAUGAAGAGAAAAAUCAAAGGCUCCAAAGAUAAGGACAAGAUUCUCAAAGAAGUUCAAGCUCUUGCAACCCUUGUAGAUAAUCCAUACCUUGUAAGAUAUUAUAGUUGCUGGAUUGAAGGAAAGCUUCCUCAAUUUAGUUUAUUUUUACAAACUGAGCUUUGUGAAGGUGGUUCUUUAGCCAGAAGAGUUGGCAAGCAUGUAUUUACGGAGAUGGCUUUGAUUGACCUGAUGAGACAACUUGCUUCUGGGCUCAUGCAAAUGCACGGACAAAAUAUUGUUCAUCUCGAUUUAAAACCUGACAAUAUUUAUAUUACUUGUGCUGAGGAGGACAAGCCCAGAUACAAAAUUGGAGAUUUGGGUCUUGCAGCCAGUUCAUUGGAGACUCUACAGGAUGUUAUGGAAGGUGAUUCUCGAUAUCUUGCAAAAGAAUUAUUGGGCAACGAAAAUGGAAAUAUUGAUUUGACUAAGGCUGACAUUUUUUCUCUUGGUGCCACAAUCUACGAAUGUGCAAUUGGAAGAUCUUUGCCUACAAACGGUGCUGAAUGGCAUGACAUUAGAAAUGGUAAUUUAAAAGAUUUACCCAUGCAUUAUUCGAACAUGUUCAAAGAGGUUCUACUUUCUCUGAUGCAUAUUGAUCCAUUAAGAAGACCAUCUGCCUAUCAUUUGUUGCAGCAUCCCAUUUUCGCUCAACAAAAGUUGACAGAGAAUGAACUCAUUCAGACCAUUCAACAUCAACAAAAUGUCAUUAUCAAAUUGAAGGAACAGGAAGCUGUUUUACGAAGAAAAAUUGAAGAAUUGGAAAGAAAUUCACAUUAA